Molecule: messenger RNA, 1776 nt
Organism: Verticillium alfalfae VaMs.102
Lineage: Eukaryota; Fungi; Ascomycota; Sordariomycetes; Glomerellales; Plectosphaerellaceae
Product: crossover junction endonuclease MUS81
Exons: 1
Coding region: 1-1776 (591 amino acids)
Biological process (GO): mitotic intra-S DNA damage checkpoint signaling; double-strand break repair via break-induced replication; DNA catabolic process
Cellular component (GO): Holliday junction resolvase complex; nucleus
Molecular function (GO): crossover junction DNA endonuclease activity; DNA binding; 3'-flap endonuclease activity
Source: RefSeq, a predicted model, not a curated record
AUGGGGGAACAUGAUCAAUACGCCAACCCCCUUCUCCUGGACUGGGUCAAGGAAUGGCUCGACACGGCCAGGGAGCGCAACUCAAAAGGCGUCACGACAUACAAAAACGCCUACGAGUCCCUGAAAGCAUGUCCCCUGGCCUUCGAACACCCCCAGCAGCUGGUCCAGCUCAAGGGCUUCGGCGAGAAAAUGUCGUCGCGGCUGACGGAUCGCAUGAAGAAACACUGCGAGCAGAACGGCCUGCCGAUGCCUGAGCGUCCCCGGAAGAACAGGAACGCCGGCGAGACGCAGGAUGGCGAGGGCGAGGGCGAGGGCUCGGCGGCGCCCAAGAAGACGAGAAAGCCGAAACCGUACGUUCCUGCCUAUCGAUCCGGCGCGUAUGCUCUCGUCCUGGCCCUCGCCACUCUCGGUGAAGACGCCACGUCGGGCAUGACCAAGGCCGAUCUCGUCGACAAGGCGCAGGAGCACAGCGACUCGUCUUUCACGGCACCGAGCGAUCCCACCAAGUUCUACACGGCGUGGAACUCAAUGAAGACGCUGCUGGAUAAGGAGUUUGUCUAUGAGAGAGGCCGGCCGCUGCGAAGGUACGCCUUGACGGAUGAAGGCUGGGAGGUUGCGCGGCGGAUCCAGCAGACCACAACGGGCGGCGGGGGACCAUCUGGGGCCGCCAGCGCCGCCGACGCGCCCCAGGCGGCACAUGAAAGUGGCGGGGCACCAGCACCGAUCAACACAGCAGAGUCCACGGGAGCACUGCCGCGCACCGAAGCAGGCAGGUCCGCGGAAACCGCCCCUCAAGCUUCUUACGAGGGCGUCGUGGGUAACGGGUCCGUCUCCGCUGGUGAUAGCCUCCCCCAUUUUACCCCUAUCGAGCUCGCCCCCGGAUCCUUCACGGUUCACCUCCUCCUCGACGUCCGCGAAAUCCGCGCCACAAAAGACCGAGACUAUCUGCAAGAGGAGCUCAUCAAAAAGGGCGUCAAGCCCAUCAUGCGUUCCCUCGACGUCGGCGACGCGCAGUGGAUCGCCAAAACCCACGACGCUACAGCCCUGACUGCCCACGGUGCCGAAGGCGACGAGGUUGUUCUCGACUGGAUCGUCGAGCGCAAACGUCUCGACGACCUUGUCAGCAGUAUCAAAGAUGGUCGGUUCCACGAGCAAAAGUUCCGCCUCCGCAAGUCCGGAGUUCAGAACGUCAUUUACAUUGUCGAGGAGAUCGCCAUGGACUCGAACCACUUCUCCAAGUACGAGGAGUCGGUGCAGUCGGCGGUGGCGUCGACGCAGGUGGUGAACGGCUACUUUCUCAAAAAGACGCAGAAGGUGGACGACACGAUCCGGUACCUUGCCAGGAUGACGGUCCUGCUGAAGAAGCUGUACGAGAGCAAGCCGCUGUUGGUGAUACCGACCAAGGUGCUCACGGCGCAGAACUACCUUCCCCUGCUGGCGCACCUCCGAGAGAAGGAGCCGGAGAGGGGCUACUACAUCAGCUACCCAGCAUUUGCAUCUCUGGCCUCCAAGUCGGACAUGAUGACGCUGAGGGACGUCUAUCUGAAGAUGCUCAUGACGACGAGGGGUGUCACUGGCGAAAAGGCUCUCGAGAUACAGAAGCGGUGGAAAACACCGCACGAUUUUGUCAAGGCAUUUGCGGCGUGUGGGACCGGCGAACAGGGUCUCAAGAGGAAGCGCGAAAUGGUGUCAAACGGCUUGGCCCAUAUGGUGGGAAGGAAGAAGAUUGCCAAGGCCGUCAGCCAGCGGAUUGCCGAGGUAUGGGGGGACGCAUGA